GACAGACGCUCUCGGACACCGGGCGAGAGCGGGCGACCGGCCGCGCACCUGUCUCGCAAUCGCACGCGACGAGUCGAUCGCGAACCAUAAACACAAAACAUUUUCGAAUUCGAAAAUUAUUAAUCUUAUUUAAAUUUUAUUUGGAACAAUUUUAACGUAUAACGGAAAGUGAUUGUAAAAAUAAACUGAAAAGUGAAGAAAUUUUGUUUUUUUUAAUGAAAUAAAUUUUCGUAGUGACCAGCUGCUGAGUUUGCCAAAUCGCAAGACCACUAGCGGAUAGAUUAGAUACGGAAUCGAGAUUUGAUAAGACAUAAUAUAUGACCACUGAAAUUUGGCAAGUGAAAAUCUGGCUGAUGUGUUUUCGGAAGAAAUAAUGAAAAGAAAAAAGUAAGAGCAGAUAUUGUGAGAAGUGAAGAUGAAGAAACUGAGAAGAUGACUAAAAAUUUUAUGGUUGUUCUCCGUCGGACUUUUGACGGGUUUGUGAUGCGCGGGAUUUUAUCAGAGUUUUAAAAACUGCUAUCAGUGGCUUGACCGGCGGCUCGUGUGAAGUGAAAAAAGGAACUAUCAUCCAUUACACAAGAUAUUAAGAUAAAUAAUUCUGGCGAUAAACGAAGUUGUUGAAGAUCUAAACAUAGGUGACCAACUCAAGAUGAGAAUUAAGAUGCCAGCUGUACGCAUCGCGCAAGCGGAUGCGGACAGCGCGGCAGAGGGUGGUGGGUCACCAACUCCUGGCAUGCCGGGAGACACCCUCACCUGCGGCGCUUGCCGGCGAGCCUUCGCGUUGGCAGACAUCGUCAGGUUCAUCCAACACAAAAUCUCCUCCUGUGAUAAGGACCUCACCUCCUACCAUUGCUAUAGUGCUGGACCAAACUCCGACCAAGAAGACGGGUCACGACCGGGGCAAGUCUCAACAAACGCUAGUCGGAGACCAUCACUCCUGACUGCACGAAGACCACCAAGCAGCAGAGUGCACACCCCUCCCCUAGCGAGUCCCUCGAUAGCCCCUCCAGAUCUCAUAGAAGAUGGAGGAGCGUCGAGCACUCCUAAAAGACUACUAGAUGAACCAGACGUAGAAGCGUCCACUCCAAAAAGAAGAGCAUCAGCAUCACCCAUGCCAUCAAGUUCUCCUGAUGAGGAUAUCAAACCUAAAAUCAAACAGGAGCGUAUGGAUACCUCUGGUUCCCCUGAAGACACAAAGAAAUCUAGAACUGAAGUGGCUGAUGCUGAAUCUAACACUAUGCAUAGCGAACCCAGCAACUAUGUCUGCUCGACGUGCAAGGCGCGCGUGCACUCCGCCUGGCGGCUGCUCCAGCACGUGCAACACGUGCACGGCGUCAAGAUCUACGUCGAGGCUCUGCCCCAGCCGCAGCCCAAGCAGAACCAUUCAUCAUCUAGCACUUCUUCAUCUAGCUCCGGAUGUUCUUCCACCGGCGCAUCUCUCCCACCACCGACGUUACGUCACCAUCCUUUGUUACCACCACCUGACAUGCACUCCCCGUUUGGAGUCGGUGGUCUACUAAGAAUGCCUUUGCCAGGCAGCCUGCCACCUCUUGCUCAUCCUUCUGUACCCCCUGCGCCACUAUUCGCCCGGCCAAACCAUCACGACCAUCGGUUUAGAAUGGAACAACUAGUUUCAGAACAAUUUCGCCACCAUGGUCUCAAUUUGGCAGCCGCAGCAGCCGCUGUGGCAGCAAACUCUCUUCCUCCUCACCAAACAUUUCAAUCUCCAGCGGACCGACCACCAGUCGUCCCGACCUCUCUCUCCGGACGAGAACGGCCACCACCAGUAUCUCAACCCCUCUCAUUAGAACCCCAGCUGGAUUUUUACUCGCAGCGCUUGCGGCAACUGGCCGGUACAACCAGUCCAGGGGCGGCCACAGGCAAUUCGAGCUCUCCUAGCCCCAGGAAGCAUUCUCCUCCGUUCGCUUCCCCGUCGCCCUCCCGAGUCGGUCAGACUCCACCGGCGGGCGCCGGACCCGGGACGGUGGACACGCCUCGUGAAGCGACGAGGCCUCACAGUUCGACGUCACCGGAGCGACGCAUCGAGCCAAUCGCGGCCGAUGCUCCUCCACCAGAACGACGGUCUACGACACCAACCGCUAAACGCAACGAUGACGCGGUCCAUUCCUGUGAGUUUUGCGGGAAGAAAUUCCGCUUUGAAAAUAACCUCCAAGUACAUCGUCGGUCGCAUACUGGCGAAAAACCUUACAAAUGUACUGAGUGCGAUGAAUGUUUUGAGAAAGCAUCGAAAUUAAAAAAGCACAUGAAAAUACAUCGGGCGCCGGAUGCUACUGAAGAUGGUGAAUCAGGUGGUGAUACGGGGGAGGAUGACUCCGACGAUGAAUUGGAAGAUGAGGAGUUAGAUGGUGAGGAAGAAGAGGAGAAUGAGGACGGCGAUGAUGUCGAAGAAGCUGAAGACUUGACUGUGUCUAAUAGCAGUGCUCCGUCUGCUCCUCUCAGAAAACAAGCACCAGUUAUCCCCGCUCAUCCACCCAGUGCAUCAGUUGUUGGUGAACUCAUGGACAAGUUUGGGUUAUCCAAUAUUGCACAAUAUAGUGAAGCAUUCAAACAAGCUUUACAAGAAUCUGGUAACUCAUUAAAAUGGCAAUUAGCUAAAGAUAGAGAUAACAACAACGGACCUCCCAGUGACAAACCUAAUGGCAUGCCUCCAACUGCCGCGUUACGAUUGAAAGAGGAGUUCGCCAAAAUGCCUCCUCAACCGCAUCCUCUAUUCAAUCCUUUUGAGAAUCCGUUUGAGGCGUCAAAGCGGAUGAAAUUAGAAAUGGAGCGAGGUGAGGGCUGGUGGCUCCCCACACUGCACGCGCAGCGACCUCCUGAAAAUAUCUUUGACGGUCUCAAAAACAGCAGCAAUGGAUUACUACAGAAUCCGUUGUUAAAAACAAAAGACGGGCGUCGAAAUGAUACUUGUGAGUUCUGCGGAAAAGUGUUCAAGAACUGCUCAAAUCUGACUGUCCACCGUCGAUCUCACACUGGGGAGAAGCCGUACAAAUGUGAGCUUUGUUCUUACGCGUGCGCUCAGAGCUCUAAACUAACAAGACACAUGAAGACGCACGGGAGGUUAGGGAAGGACGUGUACCGCUGUCGGUUUUGUGAAAUGCCGUUCUCUGUGCCGUCGACGCUAGAGAAGCAUAUGCGGAAGUGUGUUGUGAAUCAAAGUAAUGGUGCUCCGUUGGCAUUAUCUGAUGACUCGAAUGCGUGUCGAGACGAGGCGUCGUGACUCUACCCGUGGGGCGGGCUUCGCUUGCCUCCGCCCGCGCCUUCUAGCCAGAUUUUCUAAGGCCUAAUACUUUAGUUCCAUGUGAGACGUUGCGUCUUACGUCGAAACACUUUGGAGAAUCGUGCAAUAUUUGUCUUAACUAUUUAUUGAAUAUGAAAUCACUAAUUGUAAUGUUAUCGCUUUCAGAAAUAAAACAUCAUUUCAUAUUAUACAUAUUGAGUUAGUUAAAAAGAACUACUACAUAUAAAACGCUAAAUUUAGACUUGAAUUCCACGUAAUUAAAAUCCGAGUAAUUUCAAAAUCCAAUAUUGGCACGGUUUUUAAAGUUAUUCGACAUUUGUUCAACUUCUAGUCGUAAGGAUUGAAGGGCUGGCAUAUUAUUAUAACGGUCAUUGCAAUAUAAGCCCAAAGGGUCACAACCGCAGGGCAUUAUUAUAAUUAUUGACAUAUCUUACAUCUCCGUAGCAGUGUUUGUUCCCAUUGUUAUAUUUUGAUUAUUUACAAGUGAACAUGGGCUUUGUAACUAGUCAUGUAAAAUUUCAAUCGACAAUAUAUUUUUAUCGGCUCGUCUAAGAGAUAUGAUAAAAUUGCUAUCUAAUUUAAACUUUUAAUUAGACAUUCUAUAUUUAAAACCAUUUGGAUUCUUAGUUACUUAGCCCAUGUAAACUAGUCUAUUGUUUGGCUCACUGUGCCGCUUCUGUCUGAUUACGUUAUUCGAUUGUUUUGACGUUUUUAUUUAUAGAAAAAAAAAUGUGGAAACCAAUGCCAAAGUUAGCUAUGUUGAUUUAACACGAUUUAGCUGUAAGUUGUAUAGUGUCAAUUAAAAAUUAGGUAUUUUCAGUAUUUUUAGCAUCUUCAUAGAUUGAUGUAGUAAUUCAAAGUUUGUUCCGUUAGUAUGUCUGUACAUUACUAAGCAAAAAUGUUUCCUAUCUUAGAUUAUUAUUAGUUGUAAAUACGUCCUAUGUGUAAUGUGUAAAUUGAGUACCUACCUAUUGAUGUUCAUAUUUAUAUUAAAAAAAAAACACGGUGGUUCGCAAAUUAUAAAUAAAAAAAAGUUAAAAAA
Plodia interpunctella (Indianmeal moth) is the source of this 4301-nucleotide messenger RNA. It is a transcript of the gene Cph, whose product is annotated as Chronophage. NCBI's taxonomy places the organism in Eukaryota, Metazoa, Arthropoda, Insecta, Lepidoptera, Pyralidae. The record is from RefSeq and is a predicted model, not a curated record. Gene Ontology annotation, cellular component: nucleus. Gene Ontology annotation, biological process: regulation of transcription by RNA polymerase II. Gene Ontology annotation, molecular function: DNA-binding transcription factor activity; RNA polymerase II cis-regulatory region sequence-specific DNA binding. The coding region runs from base 650 to 3238 and encodes 862 amino acids. The transcript has 5 exons.